Messenger RNA from Scheffersomyces amazonensis, 2688 nucleotides. RefSeq lists its product as uncharacterized. NCBI's taxonomy places the organism in Eukaryota, Fungi, Ascomycota, Pichiomycetes, Serinales, Debaryomycetaceae. The coding region runs from base 192 to 2672 and encodes 826 amino acids. The transcript has a single exon. The record is from RefSeq and is a predicted model, not a curated record.
UAUAAUUAUAAUAGUUCCAUCAUUAUACUGCUACUAUAAUUAUGAAUAAAGUAUACAGUAUGAAAAAUUACCAACUAUAUUUUGAUGGCGCACUGCAUAUAGGCACACACGUCUAAUAGUCAAUCGCAUAAAAACAGUAUACCAACAAGGCUACUAAUUGAUGGUUUAUAUGCUUAAGUCUAUAUGACUCAAUGAGUUCAAGACUAUGGGCAGUUAAUGCCACUAAGAAGAAGAAACGAGAGUUAAUUCCAGGAUCUUCCAAAUGGAUUUCACAUGAAAUGUCCAUUCAUUAUGAUAAUGUAUUAAUUAAUUGUGAAUCACAUUUUCAUGAUGUUCAACAGUACUAUCGUGGAUUAAGUGCGUAUAUGAAAAAGGUUAGCGAAGUUCAAGAUGAUGAAGUAAAGUUGCGCGAAUUACUUGAUGAUCAAAGUCCUAUACGAGCUCACGCGAAUGCGACUAUUCAAUCUCCGAUACGACAGAAAUCAGUCCCUAUAGUAUUAGAUAAUAUUGAAAAUAAUAAUAUUAAUAAUGGUAAUGGUAAUGGUAAUGGUAAUAAUGAUCCGACAUUAAGUUCGGACAUUAACCCUGUUGAAUUCAAGCCAUCAUUAUUUGCAUCAGAACCAGACGUAGUACCUGAAGAGGGUCAAUCAGCAUUUGAAGAUGAUUCAUUUCAAGCUAUUAGUAAAGCUAUAAGAAAGAGUAUAGCAGAUAAGACAGCUUUAGGUAAUUAUUCUUAUAAGACUGAUGCCACUACUGUAAUGAACGUUAAUGAUGAGAAAAAAGUUGAAGUAACUAACCUACAUCCUGAUUCAUCAUCUAAUGGCAUUGAAUCUAAAAGAGUAUCUGCUUAUACUCCUAAAAGAAACUCAUUAUUUGUAUCACUUCCAACUAGAGAACCCAUCACAGUAAAUUCCAAUUCCAAUUCAAAAUCACAUCGUAUAACCAAUGUCAAAAGUCGCUCACUGAGAGUUUAUGAUAGACUAGAUAUGGCAUCAAGACGAGAAACAACGUUAUCUACUCAAUCGAUCAAUGCUAAUACUAAUAGUAAUACUAAUACUAAUAGUAAUACUAAUACUAAUAGUAAUACUAAUACUAAUACAAAUACUAAUACAAAUACUAAUACAAAUACUAAUGCUAAUGCUAAUACAAAUACAAAUACAAUAACCACUACAAUAGCUCCUAGCACCAAAUCAGCUAACAAGAAACAGGAAGAUCAAAUGAAUUAUAACUUUGAUAUGUCCCCUGUCAAGAUACCAUUAUCAGAAAGACCCUUUGCCAAUAAGGAUAAUGGAGAUCUUAAAGCUGAAUCAAAAGAAGCCCGUAUUGAAAAAAAUGGAAUACACUCAAACUCAAACUCAAACAGUCAUUUCGAUUUGAAGGGGACCCCUGAUUAUUCUUCACGUAGAAACGGAAUACGGCAAGCAAAAGAUUCAAUUAGUCCUCCAAAAAUCAGUUCUAGAAUACCAAAAUUACAGGAUGACCUUCCUAAACUUAGUUCCGAGUCUAUUACAACUACUAUAAGUCCAAGAUCACCAACCACUAAAAAGCUGAAAUCUCCAAUUCACAAUACCACAUAUUCUCGUUCAAGAAGCAUAUCUCCUGUCCGAUCCAAAUCUUCUACAUCUCCAGUCCAUACUAAUGAUAGAUUAUCUAGUUCACCAUCUAAAGAAGAAACCGAUUUGAUCAAUAGAUUAACUACUCCAACCACUGCAAGUGCUGCUAGAACCAAAUUACUGAUCUCUUCGAAGUCAACUGACUACAAGAAGUCUGAGCCAGUGACAUCAAAGAAUAAAUUUUUAACAACUACAUUGAAUUCAUCUAAUCCUCAUUUUAAACUCCAAAGGCCUCCUUCGCUUAAUAGAAAGUCAGCAUCAGCAUUAUCAAAUCAACCGGCAUCUCCCGUCAAACCAGGGCAUUAUAACUUGAAGACAGAUGAAAGUAAAAGCAAUAGCUUACCUAAACUAGAAACCAGUAGCAUUCCUUCGUUGAAGAAAAAAUCAUUAAUGGCUGAAAGAAGUGAAGCUGCUGCUUUGAAGCCACGUCAAAAGAUAUUAAUAUCGGUUAAUCACACUCAAAAACAACCACUUGCAAUGAAAGUGGAUUCUCAGUUAACAGAAGUUCCAAAAUCAGCUAAGAAGACGACAGAAAGGCCAACUCGACGAGAAGCUGGUAAUGCAGUUGCUUUACCUGAUGCAGCUAGAGGAAUCAAUCUCAAUAUUAUGGAUAGUGCAAAAAGAAGAAAACUAUCCAGGGAAGAUAAAACACCUUUACGAACUAAUGAUCUGACUAAGAGAAUGUUGUUAAAUAAGAAAGCAACUCGUAUUUCAGGUUAUGAUACAGUAUCUGCUCCAAUAACUCCUUCUAAGAGAGAAACUUAUACAGCAGAAAACUUACCUGAUAUACCUACUGAUGAAGAAGACAAUGUAUCAAGUAAAACUAAUAAAGUACUUCAAGCUUGGGGUAGUACACCUGAAUUACGUAGAAUUGUUCAACGUAAUAAAGAGAUAAAUCCAUCAACAGUUUUUGGUGAAGUUCCUAAACUAGUUAUUGAAGAAAUCUUUGAAUCUCAGGCUUCAAGAUUAAGGGGGAAACAUUCUCCAGAUGCUUCACCUGAUGAAAAGCAAAGGCUGAAAGAAGAAAGAGAAUACGCUAUACAAAUGGGAUACCUUUAAAUAAUCUGUAUAUAUU